Molecule: messenger RNA, 663 nt
Organism: Cucurbita maxima (winter squash)
Lineage: Eukaryota; Viridiplantae; Streptophyta; Magnoliopsida; Cucurbitales; Cucurbitaceae
Exons: 1
Coding region: 109-438 (109 amino acids)
Source: RefSeq, a predicted model, not a curated record
CGCCCUAUAUAUAUACUUGGAAUUGCUCUGUUUUCUGCACAGCCAAGCCAGGUGAAACAAGAACCAAGAAGAACAAAAAGCUUUCAUCUCCUUAUUCUUCCCUCGAAAAUGGGGUUGAAGUGGAUUCUGAAUUCCGCUUUCACUCAAGUUCUAGGGCUGACAGAGAAGCAACAUCGCAAUCAGAACGAGGCGGGAGAAGGAAUCAAGAACGUGGAGCAAGUGAAGGAGGCGGAAGAUUGUUUUUAUGGAGGUUUGAAUUUUGAAAGUGGGUUUCAAAUGCCUCUCCAUUAUCCCAGGUACACGAAGGCGGAUUAUGAGAAAAUGGAAGAAGGUAAAUUGGAUUUGCUUCUCAAACAAUAUGGACUCCGUUUUGAAGGUACCCUUGAGGAGAAAAGGGCAUUCGCUAUUGGCACGUUCUUGUGGCCUGACCAACUUUGAGUUUGCCCACCAGGUGUUUGAUGAAAGUCCCCAAUGAAAAAAAUAGCUAACUUUUGAUGUUUGCUGUUUGUAUAGCUCUUUAUGGAUGUGAUGUUUGUUUAAGAUGCAGAGAUAUUAGUAGCUGUGUCUUUGUUUGGCUGUAUGUACUGAUCUUGGUGGGAUUUUAGUGCAUCUUGUAAAAAACUAGUUACAUAUAAUGGUAUAUUAAACACCCUUUUCUACUGA